Messenger RNA from Canariomyces notabilis, 675 nucleotides. RefSeq lists its product as uncharacterized. Gene Ontology annotation, biological process: secondary metabolic process. Gene Ontology annotation, molecular function: hydrolase activity. NCBI's taxonomy places the organism in Eukaryota, Fungi, Ascomycota, Sordariomycetes, Sordariales, Chaetomiaceae. The transcript is spliced from 4 exons. Bases 1 to 675 code for a protein of 224 amino acids. Gene Ontology annotation, cellular component: cytoplasm; nucleus. The record is from RefSeq and is a predicted model, not a curated record.
AUGCGUUUUCUGUGUCUCCACGGCAUGGGUGCGAACAGCCGGAUCUUCGAGAUGCAAACAGGUGCUAUACGUUACAGUCUUGGAAAUCGGCAUACGUAUGAGUUCAUCGAUGGGGCUGUGCCUGCCAAAAUGGCCCCUGGGAUCGAGUCCAUCGCCAGCCCCGACGACGAAUUUCUGCAGUAUGCCCUGGACGAACGCGAGAGCUCCCUCAAGGCUCUCUUUGACCUCGAGAGACUGGUGGACCAAGAGGGCCCAUUCGACGGCGUCAUGGCCUUCUCGCAAGGGGCGGGACUGGCUGCAUCGCUCAUAGUCCACAAGUCCCAGAAGGAUCCGCACGGACAGCGGCAAAAUCCAGUCUUUCGCUGCGCUGUCUUCUUCUGCGGAGGUGUGCCAGCGGACCCGUCAGCGUUAGUCCAGAACGGAAAGAUGCGGCUGCUGAACUUUGAAUCGGAUGGGGAGCUAAUCGAGAUUCCAACUGCCCAUAUCUGGGGUGCGUCCGACACGCUGUAUCCUACAUUUGGUCCUGUGUUGAGCAAGCUGUGCCGGCAGGAGCUGAGGUCAGUCUUUGUCCACAACGGUGGCCACGAGAUACCCGGGGCCAGGGAUCCCGAAGCCGUAUUGAAGGCGGCACAGGUCAUCAAGGCGGCUAUCGAGCGGGCAAACCUGCCGCAGUAG